UCCUCUUCCUCUUCCUCGCUGCUAUCUGGCUUUUACUAGUUGUAGUCUGUAAGAGCACUGAUUUCUACCCUCCUUUCCUCAUUGGGCUUUUCAACCUGAAAUAUCUGUUUGUCUUCCGCUGUCGUUGAGCAACAACUGUCUUGCAGUUGCCGAUAUUAAGAAAGCGCUUCAGUUCUUCAUGGUCCACUUCGUCCCUUGUCAUUCUUUCCUGGUUGAUUCUUGGAAUUCAAGUCCCAAACAGUUUUUCAUCCUUGCUUGAAGAUUUCGAGUACCCUAGAAAACAGGGUUCUAGAAUUGAAACAGCCCAACAAUCCCUUUUUCCAAUUUUAUCUCGGAAUUGGGAAAAGAUGAAUGAUCUCAUGACAAGAUCGUUUCUAAGUUAUGUGGAAUUAAAGAAACAAGCCAUGAAGGACCUUGAAGCAGAGCCUGAUAUUGAGAUGGGGCAACUUAACCCUGUUGAUGAAAAAAACCUCUCCCAGUUCUUCGAAGAAGUAGGUGCUAUCAAAGCAGAUAUGGAAGAGAUCACCAAUCUGCUUCUUGACCUCAAAGAUCUCAAUGAAGACACUAAAUCCAUUCACAGCGCCAAAAUCCUUCGAGGCGUUCGAGACCGAAUUAAUUCUGAUAUGGUUACUAUCCUCAGGAAGGCAAAGAUUAUCAAAGGGAGGUUGGAAUUGCUUGAUACAUCGAAUGCAGAAAAUCGUGGUGUGUCCGAUGCUUAUAAAGCAGGAAGCCCUGUUGAACGAACAAGAGUUUCAGUAACAAAUGGCUUGAGGAUGAAAUUGAGGGAUUUGAUGAAUGAAUUCCAGGGCUUGAGAGAAAGAAUUGUUGCUGAUCACAGGGAAGGUCUCAAGAGGAGAUAUUACAGUGCUACUGGAGAGGAACCAAGUGAGGAAUUGCUUGAAAAGAUGAUUACAGGGAAUGCGAAGGAGAGAGUUUUUGAGGGCAAAGCAGAUUUGCUGUUGGAGAAUCAAGAAAGGCAUGAGGCUCUGAAGGAGAUUCAGAAAAGCUUGACAGAGCUGCAUCAAGUCUUUCUGGAUAUGGCAGUGAUGAUUGAUAAUCAGGGUGACCAGAUAAAUAACAUUGAACAAAAUGUGGCCAAUGCCAAAUCAUUCAUCACUGGCGGCGCAAAAGAUCUUAAUCGGGCAAAAAAGUUGAAGAAGAGGUCUACUUUGGCUUGUUGGGUCAGCGUAGUGGUGCUGGUGUUUGUACUGGUGUGCCUUAUGGCAAUUCUGUUCUGAAUCUGAGAUGACAAGAAUAGUAUAGCUUGGAUUUUAUAAGAGCUUAAUUGAAGAGGCUUUUUCCAGCAUUCAAUUAAGCUUGAAGUUCUUGUCUGGGAAACGUCUUUUACUUUGUCUGAUGUUCUGAUUGUAAAACUGCACCUGUGAUGAUAUCUAUCCAUCACUGUCUGCUUACUGUAAUUUGAGCACAGAAACUAUAGGAUCCUUGAGAUUCAUAUGGUGUAAUGUUGGUGUUUCUUCUUUUCCUUGAAAUGUUUUUCAGACGACAUACUUUAUCAGUAUCAA
This is a messenger RNA of Coffea eugenioides, 1523 nucleotides long. Its product is annotated as syntaxin-112-like. The transcript is spliced from 3 exons. Gene Ontology annotation, molecular function: SNARE binding; SNAP receptor activity. Gene Ontology annotation, cellular component: endomembrane system; plasma membrane; SNARE complex. Bases 348 to 1238 code for a protein of 296 amino acids. Gene Ontology annotation, biological process: exocytosis; vesicle fusion; intracellular protein transport. NCBI's taxonomy places the organism in Eukaryota, Viridiplantae, Streptophyta, Magnoliopsida, Gentianales, Rubiaceae. The record is from RefSeq and is a predicted model, not a curated record.